AUGGCUUCAGAGUCUCCUCAUGUGGAAAUGUCACCGCCGCAAACGGAUCCCCGUGAUCAGUCCAUCGGUGCGUCUGAUUCCAACAAGAGAAAGGCGGAACAAGGCAACGGAACGCAGGCGCGCACAAAGCGGAAUCGCUACAUCUCCAUUGCAUGCAAUGAAUGCAAGCGCCGCAAGAUCAAGUGCAAUGGCCAGAUGCCUUGUCAACGGUGCGGCCACCUGAAUUUAGAAUGCCGCUAUGCGCCUAAUUGUUGUAAUAACAACUUCAAAGACUCGGAUGAGUUCCGGUCAAUAACAGACCAGAUCACAACUUUACAAGACCAAGUCAACAGCUUGUUCACCAAUCUCAAUGACCUUCGCACCCAGAGAUCAACCUUUGAUUCACCAGGGUUUGAGCACCUCUCUCGCGACGGGUCUCAACCGGUCUACACUCCAAUUCAAGCUGGGCUAGCGAAGCCACGAGCCCGCCACCCACGCUUCCAUGGUCCAACAAGCUCGGCCUUCAACUUUGACGUGGCCAAAUCUAGCUUGCAAAAUAUGGGUAUCACACCGGCGGAAGAUGGAAUCCCAGAUGACUUGACCACCGCACAUGUUUCUCCAUCAGGCUCACCUCCUCCUCAUCUGGGACAGGUUCUUCAAACUACACACCCUACCAAGGAUCCAAUAUGGACAAUCUCGCGUGAAGAGGCAAUGCGUCUUUGUAAGGUUUACGAGGAAGAGAUUGGGAUCAUGUAUCCUGUCGUAGAUAUCGCCAAGAUUAUCAGCCAGGCUAAUCUGCUCUACACAUUCAUAGAGGCUGCUACCAGGACAGGCUUUGCACAACGGGGGUUUCCAGGCUCCGAUGGUCUUCAUGACGAAAGCUCUAUUAUUUUGAAAUUGAUUCUCGCCACCACGCUGGUCGUGGAGGGGGCGGUCAAACUCUUUGCUAUUGUGGCCACAUACCACUACCAUACAGAUGAUGAUGCCAUGGCUUAUCGGCUUAUUGGAUUAGCGGCACGGAUGUGCUUAGAGAUGGGAUUGCAUCGUCGGGAUGCUUUGGUGAAGUCAUUCCCAGUCGAGCAGCAGUGGAACGAGAUCACUCGGCUAUUCUGGUCAGUCUACAGCUUGGACAGACGAUGGAGUUUAGGAACGGGGUUACCUUUUGUGAUUCAAGACGAGGAUAUUGAUCCGAACUUACCAGAGCCUGAUGCAUCGCUGCCUUACUUGCGCUGCAUGGUCCUAUAUAACCGGAUCAGCUCUAAGAUCUGGUACUCUGGUUUGGGCUCUGAAGGCACCACGGAUAUCCGUCGUGAUGAGAUUGGAUAUUUGGAUUAUCAAAUCCUCCAGUGGUACAAGCAAGUUCCAGACGAGCUCAAGUUCUAUCCCGUCGAUUCCCCCAAAAACGGCGAAAACGUGAGCAGAGGCAUGAGGCGACUCAGGGUUCUCUUGUACCUACGGAUGAACCAGCUGCGCAUCCUGAUCUAUCGCCCCGUGCUCCAUUCUGCUGCCAGUAUUUCUGAAGAUCGAGGCCAUGCCCAGACCGUUGUGGAGGUAGCCAAAGACUCGGUCCGUGUCCUCACUCGGCUGAACCAGAUGUCCGAUAUCUACCGGACCCAGCAAAUAACGUUCAACUAUUUCCUGGUUGCUGCAUUGGCAGUGUUGUUCCUAGCAGUGUCCCAUGCCCCGGUCGACUUCAACCGACAGGUCCGUGAUGAAUUCUACAUGGCGCUCGACCUGGUCAACGGGUUUAGUACUAAGUCCUACGUCUCCAAGCGGUUGUGGAAGACAAUCAAAGGUUUACGCAAGAUCGGGGAGAAACUUGGCGUUCUCGCCCGUCCUUUGGGACCGGACUCAAGUGAUGCUCAUUCAAGCGCUGCGGUAGCCAUGGCUGGACUUGCGGGACAUCCAAUCCAGGACCUGUCUAUGUACGGGUCCAUAAACGGUGGGAACGAACUUGGAAAUAGUCCUCUCAAUGGACUCCAAAUGAGUCAAGAGUUGACAAAUCUGUUUGAGGCUGUUGGUGCAUUUGGUAAUUUCAUGCCUAACACUUCCAGUGAUGGUAUCAGUGGCUUCGUUGGGCCGGAUGGGGAAAUCCAGAACACUGGUGAAGGUUUAUCGGGGGUUUUGGGUGAUGAGGGAGAGUUCGCUCGAGUGAUUCGGGACUUGUUUUGA
Messenger RNA from Penicillium crustosum, 2151 nucleotides. Its product is annotated as transcription factor domain-containing protein. NCBI's taxonomy places the organism in Eukaryota, Fungi, Ascomycota, Eurotiomycetes, Eurotiales, Aspergillaceae. The transcript has 7 exons. The record is from RefSeq and is a predicted model, not a curated record. Bases 1 to 2151 code for a protein of 716 amino acids. Gene Ontology annotation, cellular component: nucleus. Gene Ontology annotation, molecular function: DNA-binding transcription factor activity, RNA polymerase II-specific; zinc ion binding; RNA polymerase II cis-regulatory region sequence-specific DNA binding. Gene Ontology annotation, biological process: DNA-templated transcription; positive regulation of transcription from RNA polymerase II promoter by galactose.